Messenger RNA from Melanotaenia boesemani (Boeseman's rainbowfish), 1928 nucleotides. RefSeq names its product E3 ubiquitin-protein ligase TRIM39-like. The coding region runs from base 101 to 1741 and encodes 546 amino acids. The transcript has 2 exons. Gene Ontology annotation, molecular function: protein binding; zinc ion binding. The record is from RefSeq and is a predicted model, not a curated record. Lineage: Eukaryota; Metazoa; Chordata; Actinopteri; Atheriniformes; Melanotaeniidae.
GAGGGGGCGGGGCUACAGCGGAAACAACUCUCGAAAGAAAAACUGAACUCAACAAGACCCGUUUCCCUGUUUAACGUUAACUGCAUCACAGUGUGUAGACAUGGCUUCAGCCGACAGUCUGCAGUCUGAUCAGUUCCUAUGCUCCAUCUGUCUGGAUCUGUUCACCGAUCCCGUCACCACACCCUGUGGACACAACUUCUGCAAAAACUGCAUCACAGAACACUGGAACGUUAGUGGCAGGAACAAAUGUCCCCUAUGUAAUGAAGUUUUUUAUACAAGACCUCAGAUGCGGGUUAACACUUUCAUCUGUGAGAUGGUCACUCAGUUCAGACUGGAAUCUGAGAGGAGAUUCAGCAGGGCAGAACCAGCUGCAAAACCAGGAGAAAUUCCCUGUGACCUCUGUAGUGGGGCACAACGGAGAGCCCUGAAGUCCUGCCUGGUGUGUCUGGUCUCCUACUGUGAGACUCACCUGGAACCUCAUCUCACCGUGUCAGGCCUGCAAAGACAUCAGCUGGUGGAACCUGUGAAGAACCUGGACGCCAGACUGUGUUUGCUGCACAACAAACCUCUGGAGCUGUUCUGUUGUACCGACCAGACAUGUGUGUGCAUGCUUUGCUCGGUUUUAGACCACAAAACUCAUGAAGUUGUUCCUCUGAAAGAAGAAUUUGAGGGAAAGAAGGCAGAGCUGAGGAAGAUUGAAGAUGAACUUCAGCAGAUGAUCCAAGAGAGGCAACGCAAGAUACAAGAGAUGAAAAAGUCACUGUGGGUCAGUGAAGAUGCUGCAGACAAAGAAAAAGCAGAAGGUAUUCAGGUCUUCACUUCAAUGAUGGAGCUUAUUGAGAAAGGCUUAAAUGAGUUCCUGGACUUCAUAGAAGAAAAGCAGAGAAUGAUGACCCAGAAGGCCAGAAGACUCAUCACAGACCUGGAAGAGGAAAUCUCUGAGCUGAUGGAGAGAAGCUCAGUAGUGGAGCGACUCUCACACUCUGAAGACCACCUGCAACUCCUCCAAAACUUCUCAUCACUGAAUUCCAGUUUACCCACAAAAGUGUGGACAGAAAGCAGCGUCCAUCCAGCAUCGUAUGAGGGGAGUGUGGUGAGAGCUGUGGCUCGGCUGGAGGAAACGCUGAGCGAAGAGAUGAAAAAGCUGUUUGAAACGGAGCUGAAGAGGAUCCAGCAGUACGCAGUGGAUGUCACUCUAGACCCAGAUACAGCGAAUCCUGAACUCAACUUGUCUGACGAUGGGAAGCAGGUCAGCCAUUGUGAGGUGAAGAAGAAUCUUCCAGACAACCCGAAAAGGUUUUCCUAUUAUGCUUCUGUUAUAGGAAAUCAGAGUCUCUCCUCAGGUAGAUUCUACUAUGAGGUUCAGGUUAAAGGAAAGACUAAGUGGAGCUUAGGCGUGACCAGAGGGUCCAUCAGCAGGAAGGGGCUGAUCGUACCAAGACCACAAAACGGUUUCUGGACCAUUUGUUUGAGAAAUGGAAAUGAGUACAAAGCUCUCGCUGCCGCUUCAGUCUGUCUGUCACUUAAGUCUCGUCCUGAGAAGAUUGGGGUGUUUGUGGAUUAUGAAGAGGGUCUGGUCUCCUUUUAUGAUGUCACAUCUGCAGCUCUUAUAUACUCCUUCACCAGCCUCACCUUCACUGAGAAGCUGUACCCGUACUUCUGCCCUGGUGUGAACGAUGGUGGUAAAAACUCUGCGCCGCUGGUUAUCUGUCCUGUCAGUCAGGACAAACUGUCUGUCUGAUUUUUUUCAUGUAUAUAUGGAAAAUUAUGUUUAAUUUGUGUUCUCAAUAAUUUACUAUGAAAAUAAUCCAGUAACUGUAACUGCUGUCUUCAAUCACAUAUGGACGUUUGUUUAUAUAAAACAAUGAGAAAAAUACGUCAACUCUGUUUUUUGUUUUUUUUUUUUUUCUUCACAUGAUUAAAAAUGU